Molecule: messenger RNA, 562 nt
Organism: Coregonus clupeaformis (lake whitefish)
Lineage: Eukaryota; Metazoa; Chordata; Actinopteri; Salmoniformes; Salmonidae
Gene: smim8
Product: small integral membrane protein 8
Exons: 2
Coding region: 172-450 (92 amino acids)
Source: RefSeq, a predicted model, not a curated record
UUCUUAGAGUUCGUUGACUGUUAGCUAUGACUUUCAAAACAAAUGGACGUGUUGUGGAUGAGCUAUUGGUCGUUCGGAAUGUUUUCUAUCAUUAAUAGCGUUUGCUCAAACGCUUUGCACUUCUAGAUACAAUCAAUGUAAACCGUAUCCAUCUCCUCAUGUAAUUGCACAAUGUCAUCUGGAAGCGGUAAGGAGGCUCCGAAAGAAGGGGACUUCAGGAUUCCUGGCCUGAGAGGAGCGAAGACCACCACGCUUUUCCGAGCUGUCAACCCAGAGCUCUUCAUUAGACCAAACAAGCCAGUGAUGGCAUUUGGACUUGUGACAAUCACCUUGUGUGUGGGGUACCUGGGCUACCUUCAUGCCACCAAAGAGAACGACCAGCAGCUGUAUGAAGUUAUUGACAGUGAAGGGGAGAAGUACAUGAGGAGGAAAACGUCUAAAUGGGACUGAUCACAUCAGAUGUGCAAUAUAUCCUGAAAAUUAUUGUGGUAAAAAUGGCUUGGCAUGAAAGCACUUGAUCUGUGUAUUAAAUGACGAUGGUUAUUAAAUAUUGUUACAAUUA